CCCGCGCAUCCGGGUGCCCACUUCAAAUGGUUCUCACUCUAGCUUUCUCUCUCUAAAAGUACCCACCAUCACUACUGCCGUCUGCAUUUGGAAAUUUUGAAACCCUAGAAAGCUCCUCCACAAUGGAGAUGACAGACGAGCAGAGGCAGAGAGCCGAAGCGAACCGCCUCGCUGCCCUAGCCAAGCGCAAGGCACUCUCCGAGGCUAACACGAACCAACACCCCUGGAAACUAUUCAAAUGCCGGAAAGUCUCUACCUUUCCCGACUCCACUUCCACCACUUUCCCGAGAACCAAACACCCCGAUCUAUUUCCCAAGCCCCAACAACCCACCACCCAUUCGCCCCAAAAGUUUCGCGUUCGGCUCGAAAUCUGUUCGCCCGAUUCAUUCUCUGCCACGCCCGUGGCUGUGGAGGGUUUUGCCUAUCCCGGUGAAGUCGCGUGCUUGGAGAAACUAAGCGAUUGCCUCUCAAAUGUUGUACUGUCACACCAUACACAAGUCCAUGGUGGUGGAAAGGCUUGUGUUUAUAAACUUGGGGACUAUGAUGAGGUUCUUAGAUGUUUGAAGAAUUACAAGACCAUUGAAAUUGAAGAGAUACCUUGGGGAACUCUUAAUGUUGUUGGGAGACUUUCGCAUUCUGUUGUUGAAGGGCGGUGGAUACCUUGUAGGCCAGAACACUUGUCUGAUGAGAAGGUUGAUGAACUGAUUAGGAAGCUUCCGGAAACAUUGCUAGAUGCAUUGCUGCCUUUCCAAUUAGAAGGUAUUAGAUUUGGCUUACAAAGGGGUGGUCGGUGUCUCAUUGCGGAUGAAAUGGGACUUGGAAAAACACUUCAGGCGAUCGCAAUUGCAUGCUGUUUUAUGAGUGAAGGUCCUAUACUUGUUGUCUGCCCGGCUAUUUUGCGAUUUUCAUGGGCAGAAGAAUUGGAGCGUUGGCUUCCCUUUUGUUUACCUGCUGACAUCCAUCUCGUGUUUGGUCACCAAAAUAAUCCUGUACAUUUGACGAGAUGCCCAAGAGUUGUGGUUAUUUCAUACACAAUGCUUCACCGCUUGCGAACAAGCAUGUUAGAGCGAGAGUGGGCUCUGUUGAUUGUCGAUGAAUCACAUCAUGUUCGCUGUUCAAAGAAACCAUCUGAACCUGGAGAGAUAAAAGCUGUCCUUGAUGUGGCAACAAAGAUCAACCGUAUAGUUCUAUUAUCUGGGACGCCUUCUUUGUCAAGACCAUUUGACAUCUUCCAUCAGAUAAAUAUGUUAUGGCCUGGUCUGCUUGGACAGAACAAAUAUGAAUUUGCAAGGACUUAUUGUUCUGUCAAAUUUAUCCAGGGUUGUCAAGGAAAAACUUUCCAGGAUUUUUCUAGGGGUGUUCGCUUGGAGGAGUUAAAUGUGUUACUGAAGCAGACUGUUAUGAUAAGACGUUUGAAGAAGCAUGUGCUGGUGCAGUUGCCCCCCAAACGUCGUCAGAUUAUAAGUUUGCAGUUGAAGAGAUCUAAUAUUACUUCAGCAAUGACUGCUCGUCGGCUGGUGAAAAGUGAUGCUUCAGGAAAUGACGACCCUGAAGAGGAGCCUUUAGAGAUUUCUGAUGAACAUGAUGACUGUGGUAGCUGUCCCGGAUCUUUUAGGAUACUCUCCAAGGAGGAAAUUGGUAUUGCAAAGUUGUCAGGGUUUUUUGAGUGGCUUUCCAUGCACCCAAUCUUUUCAGAGUUAGAUGGAGCAGAUAAUAUGGAAUUUAGCAUCAGUUCUCAUAAAAUGUUAAUAUAUGCUCAUUACCAUAAGGUUCUUGAUGGAGUGCAGGAGUUUGUGUGUGAUAAAGGGAUUGGAUUUGUUCGCAUCGAUGGGAAUACAUCUCCCAGAGAUAGGCAGUUAGCUGUUCAUUCAUUCCAGUCAUCGAAAGAGGUUAAGAUUGCAAUGAUUGGAAUCAUGGCUGGUGGUGAAGGACUUGAUUUUUCAUCAGCACAACAUGUUGUGUUCUUGGAGCUGCCUCAGAACCCAUCUCAUAUGUCUCAGGCUGAAGAUCGUGCUCAUAGGAGAGGGCAAACCAAAGCUGUCAACAUAUAUGUCUUCUGUGCAAAGGAUACUUCAGACGAGUCACGGUGGCGAAACCUGAACAGGAGUUUGCACCGUGUUUCAUCUACGACAGAUGGGAAGUAUGGGGCAAUACAAGAGAUAGAGGUUGAAAGUGUUUCUUAUCUAGAAACAGCUGGAAAUUUUGAAAAUCCAACUUCAGAGGGAGCAACACGGAGUGAAGUCUCUGGUGUAAAGCGAAUGCAGCUUCCUAAAUUUAACUCUGAUCCAGAGUUAUUGCCCAUUGAAGAAUAUGAAGAAAUAUCUGAAAUGGACAAGAAAACCGAAGAACAGAAUGAAACUGGUGCCAAUUCAUCGCAAGAUGACAGUUUUCAUGCUGAGGCUGACAUGGUUUCUGAUCUAGAUAUGUGGACGCAUUCUGUUCCAAGUAGAGGAUUAGAAGCCAAUGCUUUUGAAGCUAAAACUGGAUGUGCUGAAAUAAUUUCUUCACAUAAUUUGGAAGAAGGCUGCGAAGGACGGAAUCAGUUGGAAGAGGGAGGGAAUAUAAUUUCUGAAAGAUCUGUCGAGCCGAUUGAAGUUGAUUCAAGCAACUCUAUCCAAGUUGAAUGUCUCCGUUUUGAGGUGAGCCAAUAUACUGGACGGAUCCACUUAUACUGUUGUAUUCCAGGGAUAGAUUCAAGACCAAGACCACUUUCUGAAAAUUUCCGACCUGAGGAACUUGAUUCACCAAAUCUUCCUGCUAACAAUAACAAAACACCUCACAUAACUAUCAAGGAUAAUCCAGCAUAUAGGCAUGCUCUUCUGGCGUUUAUUAAUGAAUGGAAAAAUCUCCGGCCCAUUCAACGAAACAGGUUGCUUGUCAAGCCUCUACAACUUCCUUUAUCUAUUGAGUUGUGCUAUUUGAAGGAAAGCCUUAACCAUGAUAGUGGGGGAUUAUUGAGGGGGAAAAGCAAGAGACGUACUACACCUUUGAAUGAGAUAACUCAUCUGUUACCAUCAAAUGCUGUGUGGAAGAAGGUCCAUCUCCGUGGUGGUUGUGAUAAAAAGGAGAAAGAAUACACUCAGGGUUGGACUGUCACUGGUGAACCACUCUGCAAACUUUGUCAAAUUCCGUGCAAGAGCAAAAAUGCCAAGACACCUGACUAUCUUGAGGAUCUUUUCUGUAAUUUGAUUUGCUAUGAAGAAUAUCGCUUAAGAACUAGUCAGAGAUUCCUCCGUCAGGAGCUUUUCCAAAUUGAACAGGGCAUUUGCACAAAUUGCCAAUUAAACUGCCAUAAACUUGUGGAGCACAUAAAGCCUUUAUCCUAUGCAAAGCGGCAGAAAUACAUUGAGAAGGCGGCACCAAAGUUGGCCAGGCGUAAGAAAUUACUUGAAAAGCUUGUACGAGAUCCAACUGAGGGCAAUGCAUGGCAUGCUGACCACAUUGUACCUGUCUAUCAAGGGGGAGGUGAAUGCAGGCUAGAGAACAUGAGGACCCUUUGUGUGGUAUGCCAUGCUGAUGUUACUGCUGCACAAUGUGCUCAACGACGUUCAGCAAGGGCGAAGGCCAAGAAACAACUUAAAGCCAUCAUGAAUGGCCUAAAAAAUAUUCAAAAAACAGACCAAACUGAUUCUAAUCUAAAGGACGAAGGUUGUCUGGAGAACACAGAUGAAGAGCUUUUGAUCAAGGUUCCUGGGAGUGCAUACUCUGGAGCAAUAAAUGGUGUAACCAGAACUGACAAGCAUGAUGAGUCGGCUAAUGCUUGAGAAUCUAGGUAAUCGACAGUGAUGAAGCAUCUUAAAGCAGAAUCUGCAUUGUCGGGGUAAUCUCCCCAGUUCUUGUUUUGUAUUAGGCAAUUCUUAAAAUACUGAAGGAGUAUUUGUAUUUUGUAAUCCAGAAGUUGGUGCUCAGAGAUUCUGCAAUUAGAAAAAGGAGGUUAGGAAAAUCAGCACCCAAAAAAAAAACAUUAUUUUAUGUUGUAUGAAUAGCUGCAUCUUUUUUUCUUCUUUCAAGAAUGCAUUGUUUAUAA
Molecule: messenger RNA, 4027 nt
Organism: Camellia sinensis
Lineage: Eukaryota; Viridiplantae; Streptophyta; Magnoliopsida; Ericales; Theaceae
Product: SNF2 domain-containing protein / helicase domain-containing protein / HNH endonuclease domain-containing protein
Biological process (GO): DNA repair; replication fork processing
Cellular component (GO): nuclear replication fork
Molecular function (GO): nucleic acid binding; DNA endonuclease activity; zinc ion binding
Source: RefSeq, a predicted model, not a curated record